AUGGCCGCCAUCGCGCCGGAUCUCCUCUCCAUCGUCUCCGGCGGCCUCACGGAGCUCGCCGACAUCGCGCGCUUCCGCUCCGUCUGCACCACCUGGCGCGACGCGGGGGAGGACGCCGCGGCCUUCCCUCCGCAGCAGCCGCCGUGGCUCGUCCUCCCGUCCUCCCCGUCGCCGCUCUUCUUCUGCCCCCCGGAGGACCGCCUCUACCCCAACCUACGCCUCCCCGUCCCCAACCCGCAGGCCAGCCGCCGCCGCGGCCGCCGCCUCUACGCGUCCCCGCACGGCUGGACCCUCGCCAUCGACCCGACCGGCCUCGCCGCCUCCCUCCUCCACCCCUUCACGGGCGCCUUCCGCCCCCUGCCGCCGCUGCCCGCCUACUUCGCCGAGACCGACGACCUCGCCUGGGACCUCUCCCCGUUCGCGGUCAUGGCGUCCUGCGGCGAGCGGGGCGUGCUGGUCUGCUCCCUCGACCCGCCCGCCGACUCCUGGGUCCCGAUCCCCGCCAUGGCCGACUACAGCGUCAGCAGCAUCGACUACGCCGCCGGCGACUUCUUCGUCUUCGAGGAGGACGCGUGCCGCAUCACCGUCGUCGACUCCAUCACAAAGGACAUCACCGCCGUCAUCCCGCCGCCUCCCGUCGAGCUCCCCACCGAGGCGCGCAUGGUCGUGGCCGGCGACGAGCUCUUCGUGCUCACCAAGCCCAAGUGGAUGUACGUCUUCGACGACGACGUCGACUUCUCCAAGGCCUUCUGUGUCAACCACCGCAGCGCCAACCCGGUCUGGCAGAACCUCACCAGCAUCGGCGACCGGGCGGUGUUUGUCGAUUCUAUCCAUGGGUUCGCCGUGGGCACGGCCGGAUUCAGGAACCUUGAAAGCAACACCGUCUACUCGGUGACUACCAAGGAGAUGAACCGAUCCAGCAAUGUCAAGUACAGCAUAUCGGCUUUCAACCUGGAGACCCGGACCGCUAAGAAGCUUGCGUGCCGGCUGGACGGGCUUGAGAUGGCUCAGCGUGGCGGGAAGGCAUCGUGGAUCAUACCCAGCUUGAAAGAAGCCUGAAUCAAGUCCUCGGAGAUCCUGGUUGCUGUGUGAUGCUGGCGAAUGGCAAAUCGUGAUUGUAUCUGCCUCUGCGUGAAGUCUCGGUACACUUGAACUUGCCCUAAAAGUUCUGAAGUGAAGUUAAAACAACGCAUGUUCUUCUUUUGUUCUACAUUAUAUAUAUGUCGCUUAAACACUCUUAGAUUCAGAUGAGCCUGAAACUUAAUAUCUGUGAGAUGCAUUUGUUGCUAAACUUUCAAGUUUCAGUGUGCACUUUGGCUGUUGAAUGUUCAAGCUGAAUAAAUGUUUGUGAUGUUAAAGUACCCCA
This is a messenger RNA of Lolium rigidum, 1366 nucleotides long. RefSeq lists its product as uncharacterized. NCBI's taxonomy places the organism in Eukaryota, Viridiplantae, Streptophyta, Magnoliopsida, Poales, Poaceae. The record is from RefSeq and is a predicted model, not a curated record. The transcript has a single exon. Bases 1 to 1059 code for a protein of 352 amino acids.